AGUGGCUCCCAUCAAAUAAAAAUGAAAACGCUUUCUUCUUCAUUGGUUCUUAAUCUUCUUAUUCAUGUGGGGUUACCUGUAAUUACCAUUAUAACCUUCUACUUCUUGAAUAUUAUAUGGAUGAAACCGCAAAGACUAAGAAGAAAGCUCGAAAAGCAAGGAAUCAGAGGGCCAAAACCGUCUUUUCCAUAUGGGAAUGUGGGUGAGAUGCAGAAGAUUCAAGCGGCUGCAAUGGCCAUGAAAGCUUCAAGGUCAAGCGAUGGAGAUUUUGUAGGUGAUGAUUAUACGUCUACUCUCUUCCCAUACUUUGAACAAUGGAGGAAACAAUACGGUUCGAUAUAUACAUACUCAACAGGGAAUAAACAACACUUGUAUAUAAAUGAUCCAGAGCUUGUUAAAGAAAUGAACCAGUCCAUCACUCUUGGACUUGGUAAACCUUCUUACGUUACCAAAAGACUCUCUCCUCUCCUUGGCAAUGGAAUCCUCAGAUCAAAUGGCCAUUUUUGGGUCCACCAAAGGAAAAUUAUUGCCCCUGAAUUCUUCAUGGAUAAAGUCAAGGGUAUGGUGGGGCUAAUGUCGGAAUCGGCUGAACCGCUUUUGAGGAAAUGGGAAGCUUGCAUCGAAGGUGAAGGUAGUGGAAUAGCCGAUAUAAGAGUUGAUGAUGAUCUGAGGGCUGUUUCUGCAGAUGUGAUUUCAAGGGCUUGUUUCGGAAGCUCUUAUACAAAAGGCAAAGAGAUUUUCUCCAAGCUUAGAACCCUUCAGAAAACUAUAUCAUCUAAAGGCAUGCUCUUUGGCCUUCCUACUUAUGGACUGAGGAAAGAUGUAAAGAGCUUAGAAAAAGAGAUAGAUUCAUUGAUAUGGGAAGCUGUAUGCGAAAGAAAAUGUCAACAAACACCAUUGUUGAAGAAAGAUCUUCUGCAAAUGAUCCUGGAAGAAGCCAUGGAUCAUUUCGCCAGCAAAGACGAAAGCAAACAUUUCAUCGUCGAUAACUGUAAGAAUAUUUACUUCGCCGGACACGAAUCGACGAGUGUCGCUGCAUCAUGGUGCUUGAUGCUGCUCGCAUUACACCCAGAAUGGCAAACUCACAUCUCCGAUGAAAUGUCCGAAGCAUGCCCUAAUGGUGUUCUCGAUGUAGAUUCACUCCCUAAAUUGAAAUCGGUGACAAUGGUGAUUCAAGAAGCGAUGCGGUUGUUCCCGCCGGCAGCGUUUGUGUCACGUGAGGCACUAGAAAGGACGCAGAUAGGGCACGUAGACGUGCCUAAAGGAGUAUGCAUAUGGAGUUUGAUCCCGACCCUUCAUCGUGACCAGGAAAUAUGGGGCCCGGAUGCCCAUGUAUUUCGACCCGAGAGGUUCAUUAAUGGUGUAACAAAAGCAUGCAAAAGCCCACAAGCGUAUGUUCCUUUCGGGGUUGGGGCCCGGUCUUGUUUGGGGCGAAAUUUUGCUAUGGCCCAACUGAAAGUUGUCAUUUCACUCAUCACUUCCAAGUUCAAAUUUUCUUUAUCUCCAAAUUAUCAGCAUUCUCCUGCUUAUAGAAUGGUUGUACAACCCGGCCAUGGUGUCAACAUCAUCGUUCAAAAGUCGUAGCGGAUUAUAUAUAACUCAUUUUUAGCGGUUGUUUCAUUUUUCUCUAUCAAGUCUUGUUCCUGAAUAGAUAAUGAUAUAUGUGCUCAUGAAGUGUUAGUAUACAUUAAGGUGU
Lactuca virosa is the source of this 1696-nucleotide messenger RNA. NCBI's taxonomy places the organism in Eukaryota, Viridiplantae, Streptophyta, Magnoliopsida, Asterales, Asteraceae. The record is from the annotation of a GenBank genome assembly.